This is a messenger RNA of Cheilinus undulatus (humphead wrasse), 2578 nucleotides long. RefSeq names its product F-box protein 22 (gene fbxo22). The transcript is spliced from 7 exons. The record is from RefSeq and is a predicted model, not a curated record. Gene Ontology annotation, molecular function: protein binding. Lineage: Eukaryota; Metazoa; Chordata; Actinopteri; Labriformes; Labridae. Bases 62 to 1222 code for a protein of 386 amino acids. Gene Ontology annotation, biological process: positive regulation of proteasomal ubiquitin-dependent protein catabolic process; protein polyubiquitination; regulation of skeletal muscle fiber development.
CAGAGCAAAAAGUUCCUGGCUGCGUAAUCGUGUUGGAGAACUCACGACUAAGGGUAGAAAUAUGGGUGAAAACGAAGAUUUUGUAAAUACUUUGCACGUCAGUAAGGCUGAAUACGUACUCAGCAAUGUCGCCGAAGUGGUUGAACGAAUUCUGUCCUUCAUUCCAACGAAGUCUCUUCUCCGGAUCGCAGGUGUGUGCAGACUGUGGAGAAACUGUGCCCGUAGGGUGCUGAGGACCCAGCAGCAGCUGGCCUGGGUGUCAACAAAUAGACCGUCUGACACAGAGGUCCAUACCCUGUUCAGCAUCCUGCCUGAGGAAGUGGAGAAAGUGUAUCUCCUGCCUAAAACAGUCCUGGUAAUGCUAGAUUGUAACGCCUUCAAUGGACAAGCCUACUGCUACAGACAGAGUAAAGAAAAAAGUCGCCCGAGGCUGGAGAUGGCUGAGGAACUGAACAUGGUCUUCCCCAAAGGCUGUGACAUAAUGGGCAUUGCUUCACCAGGAAUAGUCUUGACUCCCAGCGGCCCUAGCUCCGGCCAUCCUAAGGAGUACCAGGAGGGGGAGGCUGGCUUUGCUGUCAUGUUUCCCAGCAUGGAAGGUGUCAACAUCAAACCUUUUCAUUUUUGCAAGAAAUCCAUGUCCCCAACAGCUCUGAGAGAAGCAGGACUAGUUAACAACCCAGACCUACGUGUAGUAAUAUUGUUUGUCUACCAAGCCUAUAAAUCUGGAGGAGCACGAUUCCUCGGCCAGAUACUGGAGCCGCUGGCCAAGAGCAAAGCUGUUAUUGCUGGAGGGCUGGUAGAUGGUGUUUUCUCUCCUACUACAUCAUGCUGUAGUGAGGAUGCGUACGGGGUGCUGGGCCUGGCUCUGAGUGGCCCUAAGGUGCAGGGGGCAUCUGUGCUCUUGGACCAAGACGUGACCAACCCAAAGGCAGCAGAAGACACAAUCCGGAGGCUAAAGGCAGCCAAAAUUCCUGAAAGAAACACCCUAGGCUUCAUGAUUGCAUGCGUGGGCAGAGGCCAGAACUACUACAACAACCAGGCUAAUGUAGAAGCCGACGCCUUCCACAAGGUGUUCCCUAACACCCCGCUCUUCGGCCUGUUUGGCAAUGGUGAGAUCGGCUGUGACCGGAUCGUUAAGGAUGACUACACACUGUGCGACACUGACACGGACAGCCUACAGCAUGAGUACACCACAGUCAUGACCCUAGUGCAUUUGGGCUGACCUCCAACGAUGGAUAACGAUGGCAGGGACUGAAAACAUUCUUUAGAGAGUAUUACGACUCAGAAUAUUCCUGCUCAUAAAGCAGGAAAAUGAUCCCUUUAGCCAUCAGUGUGAUGGCAUCAUUUACUUCUUGGUAAAACUUGGGGAUUUCAGAGUUCAGGUAUAUAUAAGAUAAAAUGAUCAUCUCUUUUUACAUUCAAAUGUGAUGGGACACACUUGUAAAAUAUAUGUUUAUAUUUACUCUAAACUUGAUGCACAUUCAAGGCAUAUCUUACUUUUCAACCUCAUGGUGUGUUUGCUUUGCGGGUGAGUAAGUUGUGUACCCUGUGUUUCACAAGCUUUUCUUAUAGAUGUUGAUAAUAUACAGGCCCUUUUAUUAAUGUAAACAAGUCAAAUAUGGCCCAUCUUCCAUAGAAUCAAGGUGAUCUUGAUUUAAUGCUCUUCCUUUUAAUGUAGCUUUUACACUUAGGAUUUUUACAUUUUUCUUUUCUUUCCAAUGGGGAAAAAAAUUAAAGGAUGUCACAUUACUACACUUUUACAAGGUAUCUGUCUACCUUUGUUGUUCUAGGCAUAGGGACUUCAGUCUGAACCUUACAGUGCCUCUUUGUGGACCACAUUGCAGGUCACAUCUUCUACUUCCCACGUCUAAUGAUCAUUGCUAGGGCUUAGUGUUGAAUUCUUUUGAUACAUUUCUCCAGUUUCUGAGAAGAAUUCAUCCCUAAAACAGAAAAAACAUGUUGGCUGAGCAACAAUGAACCACAACUCAUCUUGACUUAGAAUUUGCUGUACUUUUUUUAAUAACAGAAACAGUGUAUAGUUUGAAAGUGGGGAGAUCUGACUAAAGUCAGAAAAGAUAUUUUAUCUGGUGUCCAUAUAGGCAAAAUGUUUACGUUCUCUUUCACCUGAAACUACUUAGUUCUAAGUUUGGUAAAAGGUCAGAAUGCUACAGACUGCUCUUUAUAAUGAGAUAAGAGUCUGUAAAAGACAGUUCAUGUAUCCCCCCCCCCCCCCAAUGGCUGUUCUUGAUCUAUUUAGGGCUUUUGUCACCUAAAGGUGAAAAUGCUGAUGACCUGAAGGUGUAAUUUCCUCUUCACAUAUAUUAGUUUGGGAAUUAUUGGAGUUAAGCUUCCCUAUAUGCUGCAACACUAAUUGUUGCAGGAAAGUUUAAUGAUGAAACCUUUUAAUCAUUGCGAAUUCUCAUUUUCUCAUUUUUUACUUUGUAAGGUGGACUUAAAAUGUAUGUCAAGGUAACGCUUAUGAGUCAGUGAUCAAAAAGUUGUUUGUGUUGACGCACUUUUCUACAUGUGCCAAAUAAUUUCUAUCGUGCUCAUUUCCUCAAUAAACGACAAGCAUCCA